Messenger RNA from Haliaeetus leucocephalus (bald eagle), 399 nucleotides. Its product is annotated as killer cell lectin-like receptor subfamily G member 1. The transcript is spliced from 3 exons. The record is from RefSeq and is a predicted model, not a curated record. The coding region runs from base 1 to 399 and encodes 132 amino acids. Lineage: Eukaryota; Metazoa; Chordata; Aves; Accipitriformes; Accipitridae.
AUGGGAAGAGAGACGUACGAUUGUUUUGCAGGCUGUGCGUGUCCACGCUGCCCUGAGCAGUGGGUGGCCUACAGAGAGAGCUGCUACUCCUUCUCCAAGGAGAAGAAGGACUGGAAUUCCAGCCAGGAAUUCUGCCGGGCACAGGGAGCUCAUCUCCUGGUGAUCAGCGAUACUAGCGAAAUGGACUUCUUCCAGAUGAUGCAAAGUGAAUUGUACUGGAUUGGUUUGAAGAAUAGCACUGGUGGUGACUGGGCCUGGGAAGAUGGCUCAAAACUGAGUGGCAAAAAGGUCCCAUCGAACAGCCCUGUGCAGAACUGCGCCCUUCUGCUGGAAGGUGCCAUCCAUGCUUCCAGCUGUGAAAUCCCUGCCCUAUGGGUCUGCGAGAAAUCUCUUCAGUGA